ACGUCUUUGCCAUUUGACUUUUGUGUGUGCGAUGAGCGAGUUCACGCUCUGACUGGGGGGAAAAAUUGCGCCGCGUGUGUGAAGUGAAAAAGCCGAUAAAAAUGUAUAUAUUUCAAGUGAUUUGAUAACAAACCCGCUCCGCGUAAGGCGUACCAAUUGCUGCAACUAACACCAGUCAAGCCGCUCAAGUUCGGGAACCGUAGCUGUUCGUACAGCAGGCGAUUGAAAUACCACGCCACAGCGCACCUUGCCCCGGCACAAUCGGCGAGGAGCAACGAAGGAUAUAGGCGCCUUUUCCGGUUUUACAUAAUUGCCGUCGUAGCUGAGACACCCGGAACCGGACUGUUGUGAUCAUCAGCGCGGUGUUGGAACCAAAUCUCGCUAGCCAAAAUCAUCGUCAUCACCAUAGCAGCAGCCAGCAACGAGCAACAGCAUGGACGCGAUAGAGGAACGCAAGGUUUACCGCUUGGUGCUGACGGGAGGACCGUGCGGAGGCAAAACGACGGGCCAAUCGAGACUGUGUACGUUCUUCGAGAACCUCGGAUGGAAGGUUUUUCGCGUGCCUGAAACGGCCACAAUUCUACUCAGCGGUGGCAUCAAGUUCGCCGAUUUGGUUGCCGAAGAAGAUCGAAGCAAAAAGAAGGCACACAAACCCGGCACAUCCGCAGGCACCGCCGCCGUAUCCGCCUCCUCCACUUCCGACGCCACCAAGCCGGCCGUCUUUAAGGAUGGCGUCCCGGAGCAUAGCGUUAUUGAUAUUGACAAAAUUACAACAUGUCCCCGGUGUAUGGCCGCCGCCGUCGGGAAAGUAGGCGAUGUGUACAAGUUUCAGGAAAACUUGCUCCGUACGAUGAUACAGAUCGAGAACACAUACUUUGAGCUGGGCAGGACGAGCAACAAAAAUUGUUUGAUCAUCUGCGACCGUGGUUUUAUGGAUGCGAGUGCAUACAUCUCCAAGGAAAAAUGGGAUCGUAUGAUGCGUUCCAACAACUGGAACCCGGUUGAGCUGCGCGACAAUCGGUAUAAUCAGAUCAUCCACAUGGUGUCGGCCGCGAACGGUGCGGAACAGUUCUACGCCACCGAGGAACAUUCGUGCCGGUCGGAAGGCGUCACACUGGCACGCGAGCUCGAUUACAAGGCCGCGUCGGCUUGGAUCGGCCAUCCGUACUUCGAUGUGAUCGACAAUUCGACCGACUUUGAGAACAAAGUGAACCGCAUGAUCGAAUGCGUCUGCCAGAAGCUCGGCAUCGAUAUUGGCGAUCGGUUAUCGAUCACCUCGCGGAAGGUCAAGUUUUUGGUCUCUGGCCCAAUGCCCCCCGAUACGUCCUUCCCCGCGUUCCAGGACUUCGAGGUGGUGCAUCAUUAUCUGCAAUGCGCUGGACCACGCGUGCAGGCCCGUUUGCGCAAACGGGGACAGAACGGUCGCUGGAGCUACAUCCACACGAUACGCCGGCCGCAGCAGCACGGCCAGUCGAUCGAGGUGCGCACGCAGCUAUCGCAUCGCGAUUAUCUCAACAUGCUAACGCAGCAGGACGAUGCGCACUUUACCAUCUACAAGAAACGGCGCUGCUUCCUGGUCAACAACCAGUACUUCCAGAUGGACAUCUACAAAGAGCCUAGCCAUCCGAGAUGCAAGGGGCUGAUUCUGCUGGAAACGUACACCUCGCUAACUGGGGACAAGUUGAAGGCGAUUCUGCCGAAGUUCUUGAACAUCGUGAAGGAAGUCACCGGACAGCCGGACUACUCGAUGUUUAACCUGUCGCUGCGGGAGGACUGGAACAAUACGAAGAAGUUCUGCUACUCGCUGCACGAUCAAGAUGAUGCCGAGGUGAAAACGAAUGGUCAUUCGCAGAAGAUGAUCAAUGGUAAAGCGUAGUAGUACUAAAAAAAAUGCGCAAGUACGACAGUGCUUGUGCGUUUUUCGUUGCGAUGGAAAGUUGGGUAGAAGAAACGCGAAAGUAUGCGGGGCAUGAACGUGUUUGCUUGAGGUGUGUGUAGGUGGUGGUUGCAGAGAGCCAGAGGUACUGUCGGAGCGGCUGAACGUGUUGUUUUUAGUGUGACUGAUGAGGAACGAAGGUGAGGCGACAGAGGGCAGAGGGUGCAAAAUUACUGAUGAUACGCGAGGACAUUUGAGCCUGAUUAGAGUAUGUUUUAAAAAAAAUAUUGUAUUAAUUUGGUUUAACCCUUGAAGGAGGGUAAAAUAAUUUGUUGAGCAAAAGCUCGUUUUAAAUAUUUUUCUAGAAAAAAAAUCCACAAUCUUGUUUCAAAACCGUCAUGUAACACUGAUAUUUAUUCUCAAACAGCCAAAGCCAUCGUAAUAUCAAUAGAGUCACGAACGUGUAAUGCGUAAACUUAACCGGUAACAUGAAACUUACUAUUUGUUUAUUAAACGGUGUGUACUUUCAAA
This is a messenger RNA of Anopheles arabiensis, 2407 nucleotides long. It is a transcript of the gene Ttd14, whose product is annotated as TRPL translocation defect protein 14. The coding region runs from base 434 to 1876 and encodes 480 amino acids. Gene Ontology annotation, biological process: photoreceptor cell maintenance. NCBI's taxonomy places the organism in Eukaryota, Metazoa, Arthropoda, Insecta, Diptera, Culicidae. The record is from RefSeq and is a predicted model, not a curated record. Gene Ontology annotation, molecular function: phosphatidylinositol binding; phosphatidic acid binding; GTP binding. The transcript is spliced from 10 exons.